AUGAAUAUUCGCGAAUCAAAUGAAUGGGCCAGAAACUCCUGUUACGACUUCUUUUGGGCCAACUACGAAGCUGCAAUGAAAUGGCAGCAGAAACAUUUUCAAAACUCCAUAAAAGCGGAAUUACUAGUUGCUCCUUCCACAAGUUCGCAAAAAUUGAUCCAGAAGGACGUUAAAAAACGAGCAAGAAAAUUGGAAAAUCGGCCAACAUGCUGUAAAAAAGAAGACCUUGUCCACACUGAAGAAGAGGUUGAAAAAAUGACCGAUGAAAUGCGUGAAUUUUUCGAGAAAACCAUACAACAUAGAAAAGAACGCGAUGAAGAGCGAGCACGACAAAAAAAAGGCAAAAAAUGGAUGAGACCGGACGAAGAAGAGUAUACGAAUGUUGAUAAAAUCAGCGUAAGAGGACGAUUUGCUCCUACAACAAAGCCGAAAAACGAGCAGGAAGCAUUCAUUGAGAAAAGAAAUGAAGCUAUAAAGUUGUAUGGAUCGUCUGCAGAAAGAAUUCUAGCAAUGGAAGCUUUUUUGGAGCUAAGAUUUGAAAACCAACUCGCUAUUUGCAAUCCAAAAAUGUGGCCUAAUAUUCCUUUUAGAUUCUAA
Messenger RNA from Caenorhabditis bovis, 597 nucleotides. NCBI's taxonomy places the organism in Eukaryota, Metazoa, Nematoda, Chromadorea, Rhabditida, Rhabditidae. The record is from the annotation of a GenBank genome assembly.